AUGAAUCCGAUGUUGAUAGAUUUAAAUAUAAUAUUUGUGUUUGUAAUAUCUGUACAAUUUUCGAACUCACUAAAUGUGUUUGUACUAGAUACAAAAGGUCACAUAGCCAAACUCAAUGAACCAUUUCACAUAAAUGAAGAGCAAGCGCCCAAAUACAUGAGAGACAGAUUCGAGAGACAACUAGCCGAGCUCCUGAUAUCUAAACAACAGCCGCAUAAAAAUUUAGAAAGAAAUUUCGCAAAUAGUAAGGAUAAUUUAGCAAACACAUUAGGUGCAUCUAAACCUAAACACAGUAUAGUUAUAUUUAGCAAUGGAAGGUAUACUCUGGAUUUGGAUAAAUUAGAUUUCAAAAAAGCGUUAAAUGAAUCAAUUAUAAAUGACAACGAUUGUGAAUCCUUUGAUUCAGAGGAAUGUUUUGAGCAGUUCUAUGAAACUGAGAACAAUACACAAGAAUCUGAUGGUUUACCUGGCAAACCAUCAUCAAACAAGAUCGAUUCGUUACGUAAAAAUAUUGAAAAAUCGAAUGCAGACCAAGAUUCAAGUUCCUCAGAGUAUAUUACUAUCUUAAGACAUGGAAAAAACAGUAUUGUGAGACGAUUUAAAAUUAUAAAUAACAGCAGUAAGAAAAAAAGGAAAAAAGUGUGGUCUUCAGAUACUGAUAGCAGUCAAAGUUCCGAAGAAGCUGCAAAAAAGAUAAAGAAGAAAUAUUAUAAAUCUAGUUAUGAAGAAGACAGUUCAAUGUCUAGCAAAGAAGUUCAUAAUAGUUUGUCUGAUGAAAAGAAGAAAGACUCAUAUGAAGAAUCUCCCGAGGAGGAUGAAGAUGAGGUAUACCUCCAGGGUAACAUAUUGGUACCAAUGAAGCAUAGAAAUGAUUAUGAUAAAACGAAAAGAAGUCACCAUAAGAAUUUAGACGCCAGAAGAAGACUGCCUCACUUUUUGCCCAAACGAUACCACUGGAACCCUAAUGAAAUUAAACAUUUAGGUUAUUUCUGGUACAACGGGCCUAGAGGGAGAUAUCCAGAAGCAGUACCUCUGUAA
Messenger RNA from Arctia plantaginis, 1038 nucleotides. Lineage: Eukaryota; Metazoa; Arthropoda; Insecta; Lepidoptera; Erebidae. The record is from the annotation of a GenBank genome assembly.